AUGGUUAAAUUUGAUCCUCAUUUUCGUUUUUUAAAAUACAAACCACCCAAAAAUAUACCUAGAGCUAUUAUUUCACCUAACUAUCGUCUUAAUCAAUUUCAAUUUCGUCAAGCAUUACCUGCACGAUUACGUGAUUAUGUUCGAGGUGGUGGAAUGACUGCAUCAGAGUAUACAUGUGGUCCGUUAAUGAAUAUUAUGUUAACUUGUUUACAAAAACAUGAGUAUGACAAUUUUGGAUGUGAGAAAGAAGUAGGCGACUUUUAUGCCUGUGUCAAUGAAUUUCAGGAAACGAAUGCUGUUGAAAAAUCAAAUCUUAAAGGUGGUGGUGAUGCAGAUAAGGUCGUAAAACAAUUUGCAAAAAAUCGUCAACCAGCUUGGCUUUCAAAUAAACUUUUAAAAUCCUUUCCUACAUCAUCAUCUGUUGAAUAA
Messenger RNA from Adineta steineri, 429 nucleotides. The record is from the annotation of a GenBank genome assembly. NCBI's taxonomy places the organism in Eukaryota, Metazoa, Rotifera, Eurotatoria, Adinetida, Adinetidae.